Molecule: messenger RNA, 481 nt
Organism: Staurois parvus
Lineage: Eukaryota; Metazoa; Chordata; Amphibia; Anura; Ranidae
Source: the annotation of a GenBank genome assembly
AUGGGCCCCUGUACCGCCUCCUCAUGCUGCUGCCAGGCCCGUAAUCUGCCAUAGGCCCCCGUACCAACUCCUCAUGCUGCUGCCAGGCCCGUAAGCUGUCAUGGGCCCCUGUACCACCUCCUCAUGCUGCUGCCAGGUCCAGAGUGUGUCAUGGGUCCCUGUACGGCCUCCCAUUGCUGCUGUCUCCAUCGCCACACUCUGCCAUGUGCCACUUUCCCAGGUCUCCUCACACUGCUGGUGGUUUCCUUCCAUUUUUGUCAUAGGGUGCUGUAUGGCCCUCCCAUUGCUGCUGUCUCCACCGCCACACUGUGGCUCACACUCUGGUUUUGGCCCCGUGACUGCCCAAAUGAGUGAAGUGUGCGGUGAUUCUAAGAUCGACGGCACUCAUCUGCAUGUCAUACUGACUGUCAGUAUUAUUUCUCUUCCCCAGCAGACACCAAGGGCAUUUAAAUUCAAGGUACAGUGUUCUGCACUAAUAUAA